Peniophora sp. CBMAI 1063 is the source of this 630-nucleotide messenger RNA. Lineage: Eukaryota; Fungi; Basidiomycota; Agaricomycetes; Russulales; Peniophoraceae. The record is from the annotation of a GenBank genome assembly.
AUGAGCACCGCUAUGACAUCUAACAACCCAGUCGCGCCCCCUCACGAAGUAAUAGUUGCGUCAGACUAUCCGGAUCAGGAGGCACGGCUUCGUCAGCAGUGCUACGAUGUCCGAGCGGAAGUCUUUUGCACUGAGCAAGGCUUUUCCCUUGAACUCGAAAUUGACGAAAAUGACGCUACGGCGACACAUCUCCUUCUGCGGCUCACGCCCUCGCUCAGUCCGAUCGGUACACUUCGGCUGUAUCCUGCGCCCGACGGUUCGCAUCUCAUCCUUGGACGAGUCGCGAUCCUCGCUGCGUACCGCAAAUACGGCCUCGGUAAAGUUCUCAUGCUUGCCGGGCAUGAACGGGCCGUGCGCCAGCCGUAUCUUAUCCAGCCAUCUCUCGCCAACCCGCCGGUAGACUCAGGCGCAUCGGAAGGUUCUAUCCCUGCGACAAAUACCUUGGACUCAAGCCCGUCGCCAAACGGAGAAGCUGCGGACCGGUCCACGAUAACGGUCAAGCUCGGUGCUCAGAUCUACGCGAUACCUUUUUAUGCACGAUACGGUUACGUCGCCGAGGGAGACACCUAUCUCGACGAGGGCGCGCCGCACCAACAUAUGACUGUCACACUACCCAUUCCACCCACGUAG